UCCCUCCCUCCCUCCCCUCGUUCAGAGACCGCGGCCGUAAAUAUGGAGGAGCAAGGCCGCAAUGGGCGGGCCGCGGCGGCAGAGUCGUCGGUGCCACUGCUGGAGAAGAAGGCGGACGGCGUGCUGUACGUGGAGGGCUGCCCCGGGUGCGCGGUGGACCGGCGGAAGGCGGCGAAUCCGGGCAUCCCCUACGGCACCUUCAUCUACGUCUGGACCGUCACCCUCUGCACCGGGGUGGGGAGGGUUCCAUUCCAUUGCCUUGCCUGCCUGCAAACAAUGGCGGCGGCCAAUGGGGAGGAGGAGGGGACUUCGCCGCUGCUGAGCAAGGAGGAGGAGCGCCGGUACCACCCGGGCUGCCCGGGCUGCGACCACGACCGGAGGAAGGAGCUCCGCACCGGGCUGCCGUACAAGGAAUUCUCCUACGUUUGGAUGAUCUGUCUUACCACCGCUUUACCAAUAUCGUCACUGUUCCCCUUCUUGUAUUUCAUGAUAAGAGAUUUGCAUGUUGCAAAAAGAACAGAAGAUAUUGGGUUCUAUGCUGGAUUUGUAGGUGCUUCUUUUAUGUUUGGUAGAUGUUUGACUUCAACUCUUUGGGGAAUAGCAGCAGAUCGUAUUGGGAGGAAGCCUGUUGUUAUGUUUGGCAUUCUCUCUGUGGUAAUAUUUAAUACUUUGUUUGGGCUUAGCGUCACAUAUUGGAUGGCAAUAGCUGCAAGGUUUCUCCUUGGCGCUUUAAAUGGCUUACUUGGACCAAUGAAGGCUUAUGCUAUUGAAGUUUGCCGACCUGAACAUGAACCUCUAGCACUAUCACUUGUCAGCACGGCAUGGGGAAUAGGUCUCAUCAUUGGUCCUGCUCUUGGAGGCUACCUUGCACUGCCUGCAGAAAAAUACCCAAAUAUAUUUUCGCCUGACUCAUUAUUUGGAAGGUUCCCGUACUUCUUACCAUGCUUAUGCACAUCAGUCUUUGCUGCCAUUGUUCUGAUAAGCUGCAUAUGGAUGCCGGAGACGUUACACAAGCAUAAAGUCAGUGAUGAUGGAAAUCAAAGUGUUGAAGCUUUGGAGGCCCAUCUGAUUGAUCCAAAAGAGGAGGUUGGACAAAGUAAUAUUUCGAAUACCAAGAAGAGCUUAUUCAAGAAUUGGCCAUUGAUGUCAUCUAUAAUUGUUUAUUGCAUCUUCUCCUUCCACGACAUGGCUUAUACAGAGGUGUUCUCUCUAUGGGCUGAAAGUGAGAGGAAGUAUGGUGGACUGAGUUUAUCAUCUGAAGAUGUAGGUCAAACACUUGCAAUUACAGGUGCCAGUCUUCUUGUGUAUCAACUAUUUAUGUACCCAUCCAUCAUUCAAGUUCUUGGACCUAUCAAAUCUUCUCAGAUCGCAGCUGUUCUGUGCAUACCUAUUCUCUUUGCCUACCCCUAUAUGACGUACCUGUCAGGACCUGGAUUAUCGAUCGUACUGAAUAUUGCAUCAGUCAUAAAAAAUAAUCUUGGUGUUACCAUCAUCACAGGCACUUUCAUCCUUCAAAACAAUGCAGUGCCUCAGAACCAAAGAGGAGCAGCAAAUGGAUUAGCCAUGACUGGAAUGUCCUUUUUCAAGGCAGUUGCCCCUGCAGGUGCUGGCAUUGUGUUCUCGUGGGCGCAGAAACGCCAGCAUGCUUUCUUCUUUCCAGGUGAUCAGAUGGUGUUCUUUCUGCUGAACAUCAUCGAGCUCCUUGGACUUGUCCUCACAUUCAGACCCUUCCUGGCCGUGCCAGAGCAGUAUGAAAGAAACUAGCCUUUAUUAUUAUAGAAUUUUUUUGGAUUAUUAAUGAGACGAUGACGAAUCAUGCGGCCCGGCAGCCGCGAGGAGAAGGGCUCAAGGGCGCCCUUGCACCAGGAUAAGAGUUGGUUACCUGUGCUUGUGUGUAACAUAUAGUAUGUUGUAGCAGCAUCUCAGAGUGGAGGUGGUGCAUAUAUAUAUAUAUAUAUAUAUAUAUAUAUAUAUAUAUAUAGACACACACAUGUUGUCUGGUAUAUAGAUGGUGGUGGCCAGUCAAGUUGGUUGUUUGCCAUUAGUUAGGAAGCAGCAACAUUUGUAAAACCAGUGUACAAUGCAAGACACUGUACUGGCUGGGAAGAAAUAAUCUGGUGGAAAUUGAUGGCAUUGGCAUAGUCAGUUGUCCA
Messenger RNA from Triticum dicoccoides, 2153 nucleotides. Its product is annotated as protein ZINC INDUCED FACILITATOR-LIKE 1-like. Gene Ontology annotation, biological process: transmembrane transport. The coding region runs from base 43 to 1764 and encodes 573 amino acids. The transcript is spliced from 18 exons. Gene Ontology annotation, molecular function: transmembrane transporter activity. The record is from RefSeq and is a predicted model, not a curated record. Lineage: Eukaryota; Viridiplantae; Streptophyta; Magnoliopsida; Poales; Poaceae.